Coregonus clupeaformis (lake whitefish) is the source of this 5209-nucleotide messenger RNA. Its product is annotated as myomesin-2. The record is from RefSeq and is a predicted model, not a curated record. Gene Ontology annotation, molecular function: protein binding. Lineage: Eukaryota; Metazoa; Chordata; Actinopteri; Salmoniformes; Salmonidae.
AUUUUUGUUACCAUCAGCAAGUGCCUCCCAAGCGGCAUCAGGCUCGUCUGCUACCGCUUUGCGCUGUUUUAAUCUCAAGGGGUUUCUUUUGAAGUGUUCCAGCCAUGGCUACCAAAGUCAUGCAUUUUAAUCAGAAGAAGCAUGUGAGCCACGUCAGCCAUCACAGCUCUCACACUACUAAGCAUGUUGUCAAGGAGCACUCUUCAAGGAAAUCAAGCUCUAGGUCAGUGAACCAGGUGCAGCACACCCACGACACAGAGGCUAUGGCUGAACCAGCCUAUACAGUGCCGGCGUUCAGGCAGAGGAGCGCCGAUGAGAUAGAGGAGUACCAGCGAGUGUCUAGUCAUGUUGGGAAAGGACUGGCUUCAAUUCAGAAGGAGCUCCACAGGAUGAGAGUGGCCACGAAGACCCAAGUGGAGAAUAUUGCGAUUAAGAGAGAGGUGCAGGAGAUGAUGCACAAGAAGGUGACGUUGAGUACAGAGACGGACAAAGCCCCUGACUUCCUGGUGGCUCUGAGGCCCCACACCGUGUGGGAGAAGACUCCUGUCAAGCUGUUCUGCACUGUAGGCGGUCACCCCAGGCCUAUUGUCAAAUGGUAUAAGGGAGGGAAACCUGUUGACCCACUGAGUGCCCCAGGAAAGUACAAGAUUGAGAGCAAGUAUGGAGUACACAGUCUGAUUAUUAGCAGGUGUGUGGUGAGUGAUACUGCUGAGUACAGCGCUGUGGCAACAAACACCCAUAGCUCAACUACCAGCAAGGCCUCUGUCACUGUCAAGAGACCAGCAGGAGGAGCCCAUGGGUCCUGCCAGCUUGUUGGUCAAGUGCCCCACCUGACUGUGAUUCACCACAGUAAGCUGGAGAUCACCAUGCUGGAUAGGUUUGGAGUGUCGUUCGGAACAGAGGGAGGCUCCAUCAGUCUGGUGUGUACCAUGGUGGUGGUUCCUGACCUGCCCAACGUACCACCACUGGCCCAGUGGUACAGAGACGAUAAACUGCUGAAGGCAGGGAAGUUGGCUGAGAUUAAGGUUGGUGGGGGCGCUGCCACUUUGACUUUGCCCCACCUGGCCAAGGAUGAUGAGGGUCUGUACACCCUCCGAUGUGGACGAAGGGACGGCACCACCGAGCACAGCGCCUACCUGUUUGUGAAAGAUGCUGCUCGCUCUGUGGCUGGAGCACCUGGUGCACCAAUCAGCGUCAAGGCAUUUGACAUCAACUCGGACUACGUCCUGGUUGUGAAACCCCCCAACACCACCAACGAGGCUGCCAUCACUGGAUACUUUGUGGGACAAACGUGAGUCUGUAGUGCUACCUGGUCCCAGUGUAACGACGCCCCAGUGCAGAUCUGUAAAUACCCCGUGCACGGCCUGAGCGUGGGUCACGCCUACCACUUCCGGGUCAGGGCUGUCAACAGUGCCGGGAUCAGCAGACCAUCCCGCGAGUCUGACAAGGUGACUGCCCUGGACCCAGCUGAGAGAGAAAGACUGCAAGUGAUUAAACUGGAUGGGAAACAUGAAAUAGUGAUUAAAGAUGAUGACCUGGAAGGUUACGUUACAUUGCCGGGAGAGCCUACAGAUGUGCAUGCCUCAGAGAUAUUCAAAUCAUAUAUCGUGCUGAGCUGGAAACCCCCCAGCCCUCGUGGACGGGCACCACUGUGGUACCUCAUUGAGAAGGCACUGGGGCUGCAGAGGAUCAACACAGCAGUGAAACUGCAGUCCCCUCGCUACCUUUUCGAUUUGGAAGCCGGGAAAAAGUACCAGUUCCGUGUGUAUUCAGAGAACUUGUACGGAGCCAGCGAGGCCUCUGAGCCUACAGAUCCCAUCGAAAAGGUGGAUGAGCAUGGUAAGAUCCCCAACAUGCAUGAGUUUUGCCUGUGUAGGUGUUCCUCCGCUCCUGGUCAGGUGGUUGCCACCAGGAGCACCAAGUCCUCCUGUGUUCGUGCAGUGGGACCCCCCAAACACCCCAACCACCUCAUGGGCUACUACAUAGAUGCCUCUUUGGUGGGAUCCAAGGCCUGGGCCCCAUGCAACCACAAGCCCUACAAGCACACCAGGUUUGUGGUCCAUGGACUGACCCCGGGGGAGACCUAUGUGUUCCGUGUCCAGGCUGUCAACGUCUAUGGCCUCAGUGAUGAGUCCCAGGAAUCUACUCCUAUUGCUGUGGAGCCCGCCCUCAAGAGGGGAGUGGAGUAUGCGACACCCAGUGCACCUCAUGGCAUCACCAUGCUGAGCUGUGACGGAGCCUCCAUGAUCAUUGCCUGGAAGAGCCCCAAGCACUGCGGUGGCUCCAAGAUCAACGCCUACUACGUCGACAAGCGUGAUGCAGACAGCCUGGCCUGGAAGGAGGUCAACUCUGCCCCCACCAAGACCAGGACCUACACGGUUGACGGUCUGACGGAGGGAACCUUCUACGAGUUUAAGGUCCAGGCUGGGAACCUGGCAGGUGUGGGCGUGCCCUCUGCUCCUAGCGCUCCUCUGAAGUGUGAGGCCUGGACUAUAGUAGUACCAGGUCCUGCUUAUGACUUGGCCUUCAGUGAGGUCAGAGGUGACUCCCUGGUCAUCCUGUGGAAGGCCCCUGUCUACACUGGCGCCAGUGCCGUCACUGGAUACAUCGUGGAGAUGGCCAAGAAGGGCCAUCACUACCACCCCCUGAAUGAAGAGGCUAUUGGCCACCGUUAUCUGCAGGUGACUGGUCUGGAGGCAGGAGCAGAGUAUACAUUCAAAGUGAAGGCUGUCAACGCUGAGGGCGUAGGAAAGGCCUCCCAGACGUCUGAGCCAGUGGUUGCCAAGGCUCUGCCAGGCACCCAGGAGAUCCAGUGUGGAGUGGAUGAGGACACUGGUGAUAUUUUCCUGUCAUUCGAGGCCUGUGAGAUUUCUGAGACCUCCAGCUUUGCUUGGUCUAAGAACUACAAAGAAAUCGGUGACUGUCCAAGAGUUGCCAUAGAAACUAAGGGCAAACAUUCUAAGCUGACUUUUGUCGACCCAGACGUGAGUGAUUUGGGUGCGUUCUCUGUGGUUGUGACUGACACUGAUGGAGUUUCUCUAGCCACACCCGUGACAGAGGAUGCCCUGAACACCAUGCUGGAACUCAGCUAUAACAUCAGACAUCCAAUUGUCCCACUGAAGCACCAACUGAACUAUGAGGUUCUAGAGAAGGGCCACGUGCGUUUCUGGCUGCAGUGCCUCAAGAUGUCACCCGCCGUCACCUAUAGGUUCAUUGUCAACGACAAGGAGGUCACCAGCAGUGAUAGCCACAAGAUCAGCCAUGACGUGAAUACCGGGGUGAUCCAGAUGACUGUGGAUCACUUCUCCAAGGCCAGCGAGGCCACCUACACCGUCCAGAUCCAUGACGGCAGAGCCAAGAACCAGAGCUCUCUGGUCCUGGUGGGAGAUGUGUUCAAGGCUGCCUUGAAGGAGGCUGAGUUCCAGAGGUCAGAGCACAUCAGGAAACAAGGUCCCCACUUUGCUGAGUACCUUUCCUACCAUGUGGAUGACGACUGUACUGUUCUGCUCGUCUGCAAGGUUGCCAAUGUGAAGAAAGAGACUGUGUUCCACUGGUUCAAGGAUGACGAGGAGAUCGUUCUGGAGACCCCUCCUAACGUGAUGUCUGGAUCUGUUGCUCUCCCCAUCUCCUUGUUCUCCAGAAAAGACCAGGGCCAUUACAAAGCUAAACUCAGUGAUGACAGAGGGAAAGACACUUCUGUCUUUGACAUUUCUGGCCAAGUGUUUGACGAUAUUAUCAACGCCAUUGCUCACAUUGCUGGGUCUUCUGCCUCUGAGCUGGUGCUUCAGUGUACCCCAGAGGGCAUCAGGCUCCAGUGCUACAUGAAGUACUACACAGAGGAGAUCAGGACUGCCUGGUUGCACAAGGAUAGCAAGAUCUCGUCGUCUGAGAAGAUGAGGAUCGCCGGCACAGCUGAGAUGGCCUGGAUGCAGAUCAGGGAUCCAUCAGAGAAGGAAAAGGGACACUACUCCAUCCAGAUAAUGGAUGCCACCAAGUCCCACACUCGCUCUUUCGACCUCUCCGGACAAGCGUAUACCGAUGCUGAGGAGUACCUGAGACUCAAGGCUGCAGCCUUUGCUGAGAAGAACCGUGGUAGAGUGGUUGGUGGUCUGCCAGAUGUGGUCACCAUUAUGGAGCAGAAGACCCUGAGCCUGACCUGCACAGUCUGGGGUGACCCCAGUCCAGAGGUCACCUGGUUCAAGAAUGAAAAUGAGGUAGUCUCCACUGAGCACGCCAAGAUUACGCUUGAGGCCAAUAAGUUUGCCAGCCUCACCAUCACCGCCGUCACAUCCGAGGACUCCGGCAAGUACAGCAUCAACGUACGGAACAAAUAUGGCGGCGAGUUUGUGGAGAUCACCGUGAGCGUCUACAAGCAAGGCGAGAGCCCCCCCGAGCCCAAAAUAGGAGGGAGAGGAGCUACACCUGCACCCCUGGCCUCCAAGACCCCUACCCCUGCCCAAACCCCCAUCCCCCAGACCCCCACCCCAUCCCUAAAGUCCCCCACCCCCACCGCCAAAUCCCCAACCCCCACCGCCAAAUCCCCAACCCCCACCGCCAAAUCCCCAACCCCCACCCCUAAGUCCCCAACCCCCCCUCGGCGUAUGAAGUCCCCCAGCCCAGCCAGAUCUCUCAAGUCACCAACCCCCCCUAGAAAGUAACCAGGGAUAUUGAUGCCUGAGAAAGAUUGAGGCAUUUAGUGCUACUGAUUUAUAGCAUGAGUUGGGUGAAACCAGAAGCUGUUACAUGAAGGUGUCCAUUUUAGAUGUCAUCUGUCAUAUAGCUGGUCACUGAGCAUUAACAGGCAAGAAAAUUUGAAAAAAGAAAUGACCAGAGUAGAUGUUAGUCAUAAGUGUUAAUCAUAAAAAAGCUGCACCUUCCAUUAUACUGUACUGUAUAAUGGAAUGUCUGCAGACCUGGGAUCAGCCUGCCUAGAGUGCCAGGUGGGCGGGAUUUGCCAUUGCAACAGACAAGCUUAAUCAAGCACAGCUUAAGUAUUUGAAAUUAUUUCAUAUAGUAUUUGAGCCCAGGUCUGAAUGUCUGUGUCCAUUUCUCUGUUGAUGGUGAAUGGAUGUCAGAGAGUGCAGACGGCAGACACACAGCCAGUGCCGUCCGCACUGCAGUCGCUAUGCCAGAGAAGUUAAGUUUGUCUGCACCGUGUUGCGUUUCCCCCUUUGCUUUGUGCUAGCAAUAAACCUCAUUUAUCACCUUC